CUUGGUGUGAAACCCGGAAGUUGGCUGCUGGUGGCUGGACGGUAACGGGCAGGUGAGUGGCUGCUGAGACCCACAGGGACACAGUGUGUGUAAUGCGAUCGCAUUCAGUAACUGAGCGAGGUGACCCAGAGACACCCGAUAGAGUGCGGCUCCGGGUUUAUCACAGCUCGGUCACUGUCUGUGUGUGAGCCCUGCCUGUUACAACUUACUGACUGUUAAACCACAAUGCUGCCUGUCAUAUAGGAGAAUGACCACUAUCUAAUCAGUCUAAUUAACAUAUCUAAUUAACAUAUCUAAUUAACCUAUCUAUUUAACCUAUCUAAUUAAUCUAUUUAACCUAUCUAAUUAAUCUAUCUAACCUAUCUAAUUAACAUUUCUAACCUAUCUAAUUAACAUAUCUAACCUAACCUAUCUAUUUAACCUAUCUAAUUAAUCUAUCUAACCUAUCUAAUUAACAUUUCUAACCUAUCUAAUUAACAUAUCUAAUCUAUCUAACUAACCUAUCUAAUUCAUCUAACCUAAUUACCUAUCUAAACUAUCUAACCUAUAUAAUUAACAUAGCUAAUCUAUCUAAUUAAUCUAUCUAAGCAACAUAUCUAACCUGUCUAAUCUAUCUAAUUGCUGUGAGGACCUCAAUCUAAUUAACAUAUCUAAUCUAUCUAAUUAAUCUAUCUAACCUAUAUAAUUAACAUAUCUAAUCUAUCUAACCUAUCUAACCUUUUUAAUUAAUCUAUCUAAUUAACACAUCUAACCUAUCUAAUUGCUGGGAGGACCUCAAUCAAAUUAACAUAUCUAAUUAAUCUAUCUACCCUAUCUAAUUAAUCUAUCUAACCUAUCUAAUUAACAUAUCUAACCUAUCUAAUUAAUCUCUCUGUCAAUAUAUCUGUAAUUAUAUCUAUAUAUCUAUCUAACCUAUCUAAUCUGUCAAUCUAUCUAAUCUAAUUAAUAUCUGUUGAUCUGUCUAAUCGCUCUGUCAAUCUAUCUAAUCAAUCUCUCUGUCGAUCUGUCUAAUCUCGCUGUCAAUCUAUCUAAUCUAAUCUGUCUGUCGAUCUGUCUAAUCUCUCUGUCAAUCUAUCUAUCUUUCAUUAUAUCUAUCUGUCAAUCUAUCUAACCCAGGGCUAAGCAACCUUUUAAUACCUACCGCCCACUUUUGUAUCUUUGUUGAUGGUAAAAAUGUCCUUACCGCCCACCGGUGCCGUAGUAACUAAUUUUAUAGCGCAUUUUUAUUUUUAGAAAUAUAUAUAAAAACAUUUUUUAUAUGUAAAUGUAUCUAUUUUUUCCCCCAUUUUCUAUUCAAUUUUUUUUCUACAUCUGUCUGUGAGGUGGUGUGUGUGUGUGUGUGAAAGGUGCAGUGUGUGAGGGGUUGAGUGUGUGUGGUGCUGUAUGUGUGUUUGUUUUUGUGUGAGGGGUGCAAUGUGUGUGUGAGUGGUGCUGUAUGUGUGUGAAGAGCGCAGUGUGAAGGGGCAGUGUGUGUGAGGGUGAUGAGUAUGUUUGAGAGGUACUGUGUGUGUGUGAGGAGUGGUGUGUGUUUGUGGAGGGCAGUCAGUGUGAGUGUGUGAGGGGUGUAUUGUGUGUGAGGGGGCAGUCUGUGUGUGUGUGUGUGUGUGUGUGUUUGUGUGGGAAGGAUGCAUACUGUAUAUGCUUUGUGUAGGUGGGUGAGAUGGAAAAAUCUAUCUUAAAGGACCACACUAGGCACCCAGACCACUUCAGCUUAAUGAAGUGGUCUGGGUGCCAGGUCCUUCUAGGGUUAACCCAUUUUUUCAUAAACAUAGCAGUUUCAGAGAAACUGCUAUGUUUAUGAAUGGGUUAGGCCUUCCCCUAUUUCCUCUAGUGGCUGUCUCAUUGACAGCCACUAGAGGCGCUUGCGUGCUUCUCACUGUGAUUUUCACAGUGAGAGCACGCCAGCGUCCAUAGGAAAGCAUUGAGAAUGCUUUCCUAUGUGACCGGCUGAAUGCGCGCGCAUUCAGCCGACAGGGCGGAUCGGAGGAGGAGAGGAGGCAGAGAGCUCUCCGUCCAGCGCUGGAAAAAGGUAAGUUUUACCCCUUUUCCCCUUUCCAGAGCCGGGCGGGAGGGGGACCCUGAGGGUGGGGGCACCCUCAGGGCACUAAAGUGCCAGGAAAACGAGUGUGUUCUCCUGGCACUAUAGUGGUCCUUUAAUGUCUCCCCUUCAUUCUUGACCAUACAAACACUCUGAUUUACGUGGUUUAGAAAAAUGCAGCAUGUUGGGUACCAUUUUUUAAUACAUUCCUGAAGUGUACUUAUUACAUUAAUAUAUACAAUAAACAUCAGAGUUCUCCCAAAGCUAUUUUGUUCAUGACAGUUUGAAGUUUUCUAUAUGUAAUGUUUUGUAUGUUCAUGCAUUUAUUUCGAACAGUACAGAGUUCGCUGCUGUUCUGCAAUAUGCUGUUGUAUGCAGAGAUUUCUGUAGUACCCACCCCUCAAAAAAAAAUCCAAUAUUGGCCCUUUCAUUGAACUGGGUGAAAUGAUUGUAACUAUACGUAACGUACAUGUAAAUGCCAUGUAACAAUAUUACAUGCCUUGUAACCUGGCAGUUAAAGGGACUCUCCAGUGCCAGGAAGACACAUCGUUUUCCUGGCACUGCAGGUCCCCUCUCCCUCCCCGGUUGCUGAAGGGGUCAAAACCCCUUCAGUGACUUACCUGAGGCAGCGCUGAUGUCUCUCAGCGCUGCUUCUGGGUCCGCCCACGCUCCUCCCUGUCACCACAUUAUCCGGCGGGGGGGAGACCUACUGCGCAUGCGCGUUAGACCUCUCCAUAGGAAAGUAUUGAAAAUUGAAAAUGCUUUCCUAUGGGGAUUUUAGCGAUGCUGGAGGCCUCACCCAGCGUGAGGAUAUCCAGCGACCUGUGCUAGAAUCCCGGAAGUGCUCUCUAGUGGCUGUCUAGUAGACAGCCACUAGAGGAGGAGUUAACCCUGCAAUGUAAUUAUUGCAGUUGAUGAAAACUGCAAUAAUUAUACUUGCAGGGUUAAGGGUAGUGGGAGUUGGCACCUAGACCACUCCAAUGAGCAGAAGUGGUCUGGGUGCCUGGAGUGUCCCUUUAAGGCAGGGCAAUGUAUUAGCAUUUUUCUAAGUGGGUCAGCGGUAGCACAACGCCUAUAGCCUUAAAAAACUAGGCAAAGCAAAUCAUUCAAAAAAAUGUAUUUUAUUUUUUUUGGUAAAGGAAGGAGAGAAUGUUAUGCACAAAUAUGUACUUCAAAUAUGUUUUUCCCUUUUAGUUCAAGAACUUUAUGAAUUGGUAAAAUGUCUGAGUUUUCACGUCAGAGAACAAUUCUGAAUCCAGUAAGUAAUAUUUUUAUAUUUAUAACCAUGUCCGAUGCAGACACAAAAAAAAUAAAUCAUAUUUUUAUUAAAGGGACACUAUUGUCAUCCAGACCACUUAAUCUUAUUGAAGUGGACUGGGUGGUGCAGUGUCCCUGUUCCCUUAACUCUGCAAAGUUAAUCAUUGCAGUUUUAGAGAAACUGCAAUGUUUACAUUCCAGGGUUAAGACUGCUUCUAGUGGAUUAUAUACUUGACAGCGACUGGAGGCGCUUCCUGCACUUUGACCCCGUAAACUAAUGCUGGACGUCCAGCAUAGGAAAGCUUGUUUUCCAAUGGGGAAGGCCUAAUGUGCACAUGGUGCUCGCUGCACAUGUGCAUUAGGUUCCCAGAUCGCGCUGACUCUGGGGCCUUUCCAGCGCCCAGGGACAUCAGUGCUGGUAGCAGGCAACUGUUUAAAGGUUUUUUUUUUAACCCUUUACAUGGUGGAGGUGGGGGCAGAGGGACACUAUAGUGUUAGGUUGAAACAUUGGACAGUUUCUUUUCUUUUAAAAUUCUUUAUUUUUGUGUGCAGCAUAUUACAAACAGACUUGCAAAGCCCCAACAGCCAUGUCAAACAGUAUAUGUCAUACAAGUUGUAGCAGUGCUAUGGCAAAUAGUGUAGAUGCACAUUUUUUAAGUUAUAGAAAACAUACUCAGGUACUUAGACAGUCUAAGUUCGACCAACAGUUUGAGAGUACCAUAGAAGAAGCAAACAAUAGAAUAGGUUUGAGCCAUAAAUUGGGGGCAUUUGAUCCUGCUGUCUGGUGGGCAAACUGUGGGAAACCUUAGGUGGUUAGCUUGGGACUACAGGUCGUGGCCCGUACUAUAGUUACACCUCCAGCACUCAGUUGUGAAUGGCCUCAGGGGUCUAUGGUAUCGGGGGGGGGGCGGGGGAGGGGAGGGAUGGGGUGGGAUGGAAGAGCCUGGCUUAUGGCCAGGGUGUAAAUGAGCGUAUCUGACCUGUGGUUUGGGCAGGUGGACCAACAUGAAUUUAACGAGAGAAAAAAAAAAAAUGUUCUGAACUAACAAAUCUAACCAACUUUGAACUGCACUUAGUGUAAGUCCCAUGUAAUUUUGGAGUGAGGCUCAGGUCGCCAUCUUUGCUUCUCAUGUUGUUGCAGCGUAUGCUUCUGGUGUCGCAUUCUUCGGGAUGAAGGGCAUGAUUGCGCUCGGGUCCCAGCAGUGAGCCGCCGAUGUCGUUGCUUGGCUGUUGGGCUGUUGUAGUGAGUCCCCUGGAAGGCUCAGUUUGGCCAGGAGCACGGGUGCGUCGGAGAUAUCUGAGAUUGAGUGCACCGCAUCACUGAGCCGCACUUGUAAGGCUCGUGGAGAUAGCCAGCGAUAUUCGUUGUUUUGGCUUCGAAGCAGAGCUGCGAGGGGUUGUAGCGUUUUGCACCAUUGCAGUGUCUCACCGGAGAGAUCCGCGAAGAAAGAGAGAGCCAUGUUCUCAAAGUUGUAUGAGGUAGUCCCUUUUAGAGCCGUUUGUACCAUUGCCUUGUCUGCUCCUCUGCGGAAUUGCACAAUUAGGUCUCUAGGUAUUAAUUCAGGCGCCUUCCUAGGUUUCGGGACCCAGACAUCGAGCGUCUUCCAGGUGGGAAAAUCUUUGGUCGGAGGCAGCUUGUCUUUUGGUAAGUGUUUGGAUGUCUAGCCUUCUACCGCGCUUAUGCGGCCUACCAAGCCCUUGAUGUCAGUGCAGAGUAGGGCUACAUCCGCCUGUAUUGACGUUGGAGAGCUCCAAGCAUGGUCUGGAGCAGUACUUCUAUCACAGGUCUGGAGUCUCCAGUCUUGGGCUUAGUUUGAGGCUGUAACGUCGGCAUGUGUCUGCUUAUCUCUUCCUUUGGGGACAGUUUGUCCGAGUUGUCCUAGAAAUCGUCCAAGUUGUCAGCCAUCUUGGGCCCAUAUGCGUCAUGCGGUUGGCGGAGAAGAUCUCCUAUAUUCAGGCCCGGCUUGGGUCUUUCAGGUUUUAACGUUUAGUUUUCCUGCCAAUGUUUGUUAAAGGCGACGAGACUGCGGUUGUGAGGCUCGAAAACCGGUUAGAAUCGCCGGGAUUUGGUGUAUGUGCCUGGUGCUCAUCUAUUGUGCAUCCGCUCAGGUUAGUAGCUUGACUCCGCCCCGACAGUUAUCUUUUUGGAUUCAGGACAAAGUAGUAGAGACAGGGAGCAGCGCCAAACUAUUCUUAACUUUGUGUUUUAAGUGUUCAUUUAGGAUGGUAUCUGUAUGAAAAAGUACUGUACUAAUGUUUUACAUCUUUAGUGUGGAAGGUAAUACAAUAUUUGUUCUCUUAUUGUUAUUGGGUUUUUUUUUGUGCUCUCUGUGCAGAAAGAUUUAUUUGUAGGAAUUAGUCUUUUUAAAAUGUUUUCUAACGCUAUUUGAUUAUUAUAGGUUGUCCCUUAUUUGGGGACCAUUUUUGGAGGCUUGGAAUUGGGGCAGAUGGUGGUAAUUCACGGGACUGUGGCUCCUGAUGCAGACAGGUAAUUAUAAAUGGUGAAAUUGUUUUAACUAAUUAUUUACAAUUGGCCUAAAAUAUGUAUUUGUCCGUAAGGGUGCAUUUUUUUUUUAUUUUUUUUUAAAUUAAAAAAAAAAAAACAUGAAAAUAUAUCUGAACACUGGUCAGAGCUAUUACAAUAGAAAAAAACAUCUUGGUGAAAGAGGUUUGUAUUAAUAGACCAGGGGUUCUCAACCCAGUCCUCAGGACCCCCUACCAGUCCAGGAUUUGGGGAUUACCUGGGUGUGUCUAAGGUGUUUAGAAAAAGGGAAGAAAAAAAAAACCUUAGACUCUAAGGUGUUUUUUUUUUUUUCUUUUUCUAAACACCUUAGACACACCCAGGUAAUCCCUAAACCCUGGACUGGUAGGGGGUCCUUGAGGGCAAGGUUGAGAACCCCUGUAAUAGACAUAUCCCACGAUUCAUUGUCCUAAAUGUGCUCACAGAAAGGACUUUCUUCUAAUUCUUGGAUUUCAUAUAUUUAAUUUUACAAGAAAAUAUUUUUUUGGUCGUUACUCAUGCAGUAAGAAGAUAUGUAUACUGAUAAAAAAAGAAAAGAAAUAAAUGUAAAAGCCACAAAGGCCUAAUUCUGUGUAAGAUAUGGCUGCCCUUUAGAAGUUUUACAUAAAUGCCACCCUUUGCCACCUGAAACCGCUAUUUCUAGUUAAUGUGGUAGAAAUGUUCAUUUGGACAGUGCAUUGGUUAAAGUAUUACUCCAAACCACUUGAGCUCUUUAGGAGUUAGCAGAGUACCUCCUUCUUGUGGGUUUAUAAAACCACUACUUUUUAAAAGCUCUCAUCCUUUUAGCAUCAAAAAUAAAAUGCAAAGGAUUCACUUUCCCAGCUGUUACUGAGACAGCCAGAUGGUACUUUUUCUGGUUUCCUUGUGUUGCUGCAAAGCAUGGGUACAUGUUGGCAACAACUGUAUUGAGCUUCCCCUUGCAGGCAGUGCCUAUAAGGGGAAGAGCUUUCCUCCCACCGAAAAAAGCAUGUUUUUUUUUUGUUUUUUUAAAAAAUAUUUUCCAUUUAAAUUCCCAUCCACUUUCCUGUCUCCCUCUCUGCCCCCUUCUCAAUGAAAAGGUGCAAUUACAGGCUUCUAAUAGAGUGGUCUGCACCAUGCUCCUGGCUGAUUUCAGGAGGGGGAGUAGAAGUCAGCGCUGGGAUCAUUGUCCUGCGUUGGAUCCCAGGUUAACCAGAAUUGUUUUUGCUUUUUUUUCAGUUUGGAGGGCAAAUGAAUGUGGGGGACCUAAUUCAUAAUGUUCAAUAGGGAAGUUUACACAGAAUAACAUCCCCCCUUAAAAAGCAUUGGAGUAACCUUUUAAGGCUUAUUUCAUUUACAGUAUAUGUAUAUCAAAGCUGUUUAAAUUGAUGUUCCACACAGUGCUUUUGAGUAAUAUAACACAGUGUUUUGUUUUUUUUCAGGUUUCAGAUAGACUUUCAGUGUGGCUGCAGUGUCCAGCCCCGGGCAGAUAUUGCCUUUCAUUUCAACCCUCGAUUCAAAGGUUCUGGGCACAUUGUUUGCAACACCUUGGAGAACGAAAGAUGGGGUUGGGAAGAAAGAACAAAUCAAAUGCCACUUACUAAGGGAAAGCCCUUCGAAGUUCUCAUUUUGGUUCUCCCUAGUAAAUUCCAGGUAAGCCAUAGAUCCCAUUUUUGUCCUCAUUUACUCUGACAUUGCAGGUUUUCAGGUCUUUUCUAACGUAUGUGUGUCUCUCACUUAGACCCACUUGUGGCAAUAAAAAAAAAAAAGACAAUUGAAAACUGGGGACUUUCUGAAAUGUUGAGUAGGAUUUAUAAUUUCAAACCAAGCUUAUAACUGAUUAGACAGAGCUCCCUGCGGCUGCACUUGUUACUUGGUGUCCACAGGAAACAGAAUGUCAUUGUCAGCUUUAGUUCAACUUGCGUCUCAGUGUGUUAUGUGGCUGUAAAGUUAAUCCUCUUCAUCCAGUGCACCUCACCAGGGCACGAUUUCCAUUUGCCCUUGUAAUUUUGCAUUAUUAAAACCAGUUUACCAGUUUUGAAAAAGUAUAAACUGUAUCUUUUUAUUCUAUGAAGCAGUAUAUGGUCAGUUUUGCACUAAUUUCUACUCGAUACCUUAGUGGAUUAAAUACAAUCCCCUCUUGUGUAAAGGCCAUAUCUGUAAAAGGGAUUCUUUAAACUGGAAUAGAGUGCCCUUUUUUAAAGCCGUACAUAAAAUAUAUAAACAUGCAAAACAUAAUACAAAGAUGCCUUCAAAAUCCUUCUAACACAAGAUAGAAGUAACUGUCAAACAAGAAGUUAGCUCCAUCAGUUAGUUUUUUCUAACUUUUGUUUCUUUUACUUGAAACACGUCCUUGGAAAGCAGAGGAGGCAGUAAACUUUUUAAUCAAGUGCACAGUCUGUCCACAGUCAGCUGUAUUUGUAAAAUCCAAAACAUGUAACUGUUUGUUCCUGUUUUAACUUAAAGGGACACUAUAGUCACCAAAACAACUUUAGCUUAAUGAAGCAGUUUUGGUGUAUAGAUCUUGCCUCUGCAGUCUUGCUGCUCAAUUCUCUGCCAUUUAGGAGUUAAAUCACUUUGUUUAGGCACCCUAGUCACACCCUGCAACACUUCCUAAACACUUCCUGUAAAGAGUAAUCUAAUAUUUAUCCUUUAUUGUUAAUUCUGUCAAAUUUAGAUUUUCUUAUUUCCUGCACUGUUAAUAGCUUGCUAGACCUUGCAGGAGCCUCCUGUAUGUAAAGUUCAAUUUACAGAACAGGAGAUAACAUCUUUAAAGGUAAGUUACAUCUGAUUGAAAGUGAAACUAUAUUUAUUUAAUUUUUUUACAUGCAGGCUGUGUCAGUCAGAGCCAUGGGAGGUGUGGCUAGGGCUGCAUAAUCAGAAAGGAAGUGAUUUAACUCCUAAAUGGCAGUGAAUUGAGCAGUGAAAAUUAAGAGGCAUGAUCCAUGUACUAAAACUGCUUCAUUAAGCUAAAGUUGUUUUGGUGACUAUAGUGUUCCUUUAAACUCUUAUUUGGUCAAUCUAAGUCUUGACACAAAAAAAUAAAUCAGAAAUAUUAAUAUGAGAGAUGCUAGACCCCCAGUUGCCAUGUAUUGUUCGUUACUGUCCACGAUAUCUACUUUACUUAUUGUUGGUGAGUAAUGAGAUCAACUGUUAAAAUAAAUAAAACAAUAAAAUAAAAUAAAACAACCCAAAUGCAAACCAAAAACAUUUACUUCAAGUUUUUAAAUUUGUAUUAAAUAUUCUGUAUGUAAUAUCUGUAUUGAACGAUAAUGUUACCUCUAUGUUCUGUUUAGGUCUCUUCAAAUGGCAAACACUUGCUUUUCUAUAAGCAUAGACUGGAUUUUAGAAGAAUUGAUACUAUUGGAAUACAUGGCAAAGUGAUGAUUGAAAUGAUUGGCUUUGCCUCUCAAACAGUAAGUUUUGCUAUACAUUUCCAAAUGACUCCAAACAUUUCCAAAUCUCCCUUUUUCAAUUAUGUCUGCAUGUAGAACCAUGUAAUCCCUUUUUGUUAAAUUCAAACAUAAUGUAUACACCCCAUAUAGGCAUAUACCAUGACCUGGCAAGUUUGGCAACUGUGCAAUUAGGAGAAAGGUGGUGGACAGGAGAUGCAGGUGGAUGUACCUGGAUGUACCUGUUCAACAUCACUGUUGAGGUGCCUGCCCUUAUAUGGUAUAUGCCUUCCUGGCUGUUAAUAUGCUUAGUGCUGCUUAAGCACAUGCAUAUGGGCUGAAAGACACUAUUAUGUAUUACUUUUAACCUACACUUUGCUCCACUGCUCCUGUUCACAUCUGAUUACCUUUUUGUUGUGAGGUCAUAAGGACUGUACAGUUGUGUGAUCAAAUGACUUGAUGAAUAUGUGUACCUCAAUAUAUUGUGAAAUUAUGUAGCUACAACCAAAGAUGUUUAUGCACCAAAAAAUAAACUGCACUAGUCAAUCCCCAGAGCAGAAAAAAAACAGGAUGCAAGAGAGCGGACAACAGCUCAAGUAGCUUGCUCUUCGAUGGCUACCUGCUUAGAUCUCAAGCUGGUUUUAACUCCUCUUGUUAUUGUACAGUCAAAUAUAACAACCAAUAUAUAAUUACUACAACACACAAAUGAUAGAGGCUAUAGUUACAAAGCAAAAGAUGCAUAUAACACUCACAUAGGGCCUCAAAGGACCGGACACGUGCACCACAAAUACCCCCCAAUGUUUCUGCACAAACACGUGUGCCUUUCUCAAGUGGCAGUCAAGACUUGACUGUCACUUGAGAAAGACAUGGUCCCUUGAGGCUCUAUGUGAGUGUACAAUAAAGUUAUUGAUCAUUUAUUUGGUGUCCAUCCUUUUGUAUUCAGAGUAUUGAUUUCUUGGCAUUUUUAAGGAUGCCUUUUGGGGAUAGCACCUUUUUAUAAUUUAAUUGUACAACCUUUACCAUUUUUUGAUUUAUGAAAUUUAGCCCAUCUUGUGCCAUUAAAAAGAGAACCUAGUCAAUUUGCAUAUCCGACUGAUGCCAACCAAAAUGGCAGUCCAGAUCCAAUAUGCAGAGCGACUCUUUCUGCACAAGAGAUACAGCAACCCUAGAGGAUAGUUUCAGCCUUAUUAAGCCUCGUCAGUGAGGUAAGCAUAGUGAGAAAGGGGUCAACAUCUGGAUUACCCUUUAAACUUAGGGAGAGCAAAAAAAAAACAAAAAAAAAAACAGGGUGCACGAGAAUACUGAUAAUGGACAACAGCUUGCCCUUCGGUGGGUCCCCGCUGAGAUUUUAAGCUGGUUUUAGCCCAUCUUGUGCCAUUAAAAAGAGCUACUAAAUACAUAUUCUUGAACUGUGCUGUUUGUGUUGCUGGAAAUAUUAAAUGUCCACCUAAUAUUAUCCACAUAUAAUGUAUAAUAUCAGUUAAUAUAAUUUUAUUUGUAUUUCAGCCCUUGCAAGGUUCCCAGCUCAUCUCUCUUGAUGCAUCUCCUUUAAAUAGUAAUAAGGUAAAAUUUUUAAAUAAAAAUAUAUGUUGUGUGAAGAAUGUUUGGGUGGAUAAUAAUGAUUCAAUAUCUCAAUUAAUGUUAUGCUGUGUUAAGGGGUGUAUUAUUUGGAGACCAGAAGACCACCCUGUAAACAUAGUCUGUAUAGUGACAUUACCAUCUAUCUUUGACUCCCCAUUGUGUUCUAAGUUCAUUACAAAACAUGUUGGAAAGAACGGUUAUAUCAUUAGCUUGCAUUUAUGAUAUAAAUUUUGCCAUAAACUGUCUUGGCCAUUUCCAUAUUAUACUCCCUUUGACUACUCGUAAUAAUCUUUGACGAAGAAAAAAUAUUUGUAAUCACUCUAAUUUGUAAUUUUGUUUAUUUUUUGAGGCUGAGUCAACAGAGAGUAUGGACUUUGUAAGUACUUUGUGUUAUAUAGUGUUCAUAGGUGUUGUCCUAAUUAUAUUUGCCAAUCUGAGAGUGUGUACGUGUCUGUUUGUUCACCCAUGUAGUGUACCAAAGGUUAACAGUAUAAAUCACAAGCAUUCAUUUAAAAGUUACAUAAAAUCUCUGUCUCAGAUGAGAAAACUGCAUGUUAAAUUAGGUAAGCUAAAAACUGACUUACAAAGAGAAAGUAGAGAACUAAAUUAAGGGAUCAAGAGUUAAAAUAGCUGCAUAAAUUGUACUUUUUUUGUUAGAAGGUAAAUUAUGCACGGCCCAUUUGGACAUGUGGGCUUUUACGUGAAUUUAGAUUAUUAGGAGUGUUUUCAAAACUAUUACAGUUAACAAUUAGAGCUUUCACUCUAGUAUACUAAUAGUGUAUAUUUUACAUAUAUCCAACAUAAUGCAAAACCUGUUUUAAAAUAAAAUAUAAAAAUACAGAGACUCUUGUGUCUAAUGUAUUGUGGAUUCAAAGGGACGCUUAUAAUUUGGUUUACUGUGAGUACCUCUCCUAACAUUCUUUAUUACCUGUCCCAAAAGGUGAGCGGGAUAGAUUGCAAGUCAUACUGAGAGCACUCACCCAAGAUAACCAGUGCAGUUUGACUCAGCAUAUUAUCUAAAAUUAAAAUCCUUAUAUUUGCUAGUUGGAUUCCUAGAACACUGCAUAGUUGAAUUAAUUAGGUGUGUGACAGUCCCUUGUAAGUAAGGUUCAUUUUAAAAUGGCUGAAAUUAUGUAUAUGUAUCACAUGACAGAUGCUGACUGCCCUUUAAUUUUGGCAGACCUUGCCGUAUGCUGCUAACAUUCCUGGUGGAUUUGUGCCUGGAAGGACAAUGGCCAUCAAAGGGGAAAUUAAAAGGGAUGCCAAAAGGUAAAAUGCUUUAUUUUUCUGUAAAUGGUGAAACACCAAUAUAUGCUUAAAGGGGCAAUGUCAUUAUUAUAAACAACACAGCUUACUGAGGUAUUUAAUCACUGAGCAAUGAAUAUGAAUUUUAGUGGCUUGAAAACAGAAUUGCAAUAUUUAAGCUAAAAUAGUCAAGCUACGACUAAAAAAGACUGGACAUACCGCAUUUGCAAUACCUUGAGGUAUGUCCAGUCUUUUUUAGUAGCCACAAAAUUGGCGUUCAAAUUAGUUUUUUGCAUUUUUCACACACAAACAAAUAUAUUAACGCUAACUUUUGCCAGUGUUUGUGACUAAGUGGCUACUAAAAAAGACUGGACAUACUCCAUUUGCAAUACCUUGGGUUAUCUACUAUUUCAAAUGGUAUGCCAUCAUGGGGGUAAUUCUCAUUCCUGGGCUACCAUACAGUCUCAAAGGCAACGUAACCAAUCUGGCGAAUUUCAAUGUGAAAAACUGAGAAAUGUAACAUGCUAUAUUUGACCCUGUUAUUUCCCAAAAUACCAUAAAACCUGUACAUAGGGGGUACUGUUUUACACGUGAGACAUCGCUGAAUACAAAUGUGUAUUUUAUUGCUUUAAAGGCAAACAGUAUUAUGACAUUAAAAUGGCAUGCAGAACUAAAAAAAUGAAAACAUUUCUUAAUUUCUCACUUUUUAAAAUAUUUUAUUCAUAUUAAAUUAUGUUUCAUAUCUAAAUAUUUGAUGUUAAAUGAAAGCCCUAUUUCUCCUGAAUAAAAUGAUAUAUAAUAAGUGUGAGUGAGUUUUAUCCUGUAAUCUGUGAACCAGUUUAGUAGCCCUUCUCUGAACCCUCUCUAAGGUAUCAAUAUCCUUCUGAAGAUACGGUCUCCAGUACUGUGUACAAUGCUCCAAGUGAGGUCUCACCAGUGUUCUGUACAAUGGCAUGAGCACUUCCCUCUUUCUACUGCUAAUACCUCUCCCUAUACAACCAAGCAUUCUGCUAGCAUUUCCUGCUGCUCUAUUGCAUUGUCUGCCUACAUUUAAGUCAUCAGAAAUAAUCACCCCUAAAUCCCUUUCCUCAGAUGUUGAGGUUAGGACUCGAUCAAAUAUUCUGUACUCUGCCCUUGGGUUUUUACGUCCAAGAUGCAUUAUCUUGCACUUAAAUGUCAGUUGCCACAACUCUGACCAUUUUUCGAGUUUACCUAAAUCAUUUGCCAUUUGGCUUAUCCCUCCUGGCACAUAAACCCUGUUACAUAUCUUAGUAUCAUCAGCAAAAAGACAUCCCUUACCAUCAAGACCUUCUGCAAUAUCACUAAUAAAAAUAUUAAAGGGAAUGGGUCCAAGUACAGAUCCCUGAGGUACCCCACUGGUGACAAGUCCAAGCUUCGAAUAUACUCCAUUGACUACAACCCUCUGUUGCCUGUCACUCAACCACUGCCUUACCCAUUCAAUAAUAUUGGAAUCCAAACUUAAAGAUUGCAGUUUAUUUAUAAGCCUUUUAUGUGCAACAGUGUCAAAAGCCUUACUGAAAUCUAGGUAAGCAAUGUCUACUGCACCACCCUGAUCUAUUAUUUUAAUUACCCACUCAAAAAAAUCAAUAUGAUUAGUUUGGCAUGAUCUCCCUGAAACACUAUAUUAGGCUUGCUUGGGGACCAGACUAAAUUGCAGCUCUGUGAAAGCUCAGGCCCCUAGCAAAAAGAUUGAAUGCCCCCUCCCAAAGCAGGGGAACAGCUUUUGUAGCUUCCGACACAAUCCCCGCUUGACCAUGGGAAAGCCACCAUCCUGGCAAGAGAUAGGCAAGGGUGAUGACUAAAACAUCUUAAAUUGUAAUAUUGGAAUUGUUAUGUGUGUAUGCCACUGUGGAUUGGUGUCUGUGUGUGCGUAUGUCUGACACUUUGUAUGUAGGCAUAUGGGUCUAUCUGUGAGUGUGUCUGGAAUGUGUAGGUUUGUGUGAGUGUGUAUUUGUGUGACCAUGAGCAAGUGCUUUGUUUGGUGGGAGCCCAGCAACUGGGUUUUCUAAGGGGCCCCAGGUGUUAUGAUGGCAGCCCUGCAGGUUGUGCUUCCUGAGAGUGAACACUUGCAAGUGCAAAGCGUGCUUGGGUCUGUGAAUCAUUAUGUAGACAGAUUUGCAUUUAGAAAUGCUUGCACAUGGGGAGCAAUGCCUGCAAGCCCCUCUCACAACUGCACCGACAGACCAACUCAGUGUAAUUCACGGUUUCUAGGAGGAGCUGUAAACGCUGCUAUUUUAUUUUAAUUCUUUAUUUUUUAUGUGCAAGAAGAUACAAGCAAGUAUUAAUAGCCACAACAGCAAUUUCAAGAGCAUAGCAAAAUGUAGCAUAACAUCUGUGUGGUAUUCAUAUGUACUGCACAUUUUAGUAUUAUAUAGACAUGAGUAUAGAACUUGAGGCAUGAUAUAGGCUAAUGAUAAGUAGCAUAACUAUAAUAGUAUGGUAUAUCAUGCUAGAAUAAUCUGUCAAAGGAUAGAACCACUGGAGUCAGGUCUAUAUUAGGCUGCUGCACUACAUGCAAAAAUAAAAUAAGCAAAUAUAUUCAACAGAUAGUGACCCUUUGCAAGGCAUAAAUAUUAUAGAAGCCAAAAUGGCAUCAGCCUAUCCCUUGACCUAUGAAAUGUAGAGCGCUGCCUAGAGAGUUCCCUGGAACAUCAGAAGCGUAGCGCCACGGCAGAUCACCCACCCCUGCCUGAAUGAGGACUGACAUCCAGGAGCCACAGAUAUGGUAAUUUGUUGGUUGGAUGUCUUUUCCCCAGCAGGGAUAAGUGAAAGAACCAUGUGGUAAGCGCCUCUUGUGGCGUAUGAGCUUCAGCUUGUGUUGUUGGUGCAUGGAGGUACCGUCUUGGGAGGCCCUCGGUCCGGGACGGCAGGCCCAUGUGAGUUAAAUCAUUUUCAGAUUCACUCGGUGGGGGGUUUUCUCCUCUCCAGCACCACGCGCCUUUUGUCGCCUCUCUGCGGUUGAAGCAGACAUGCUUUGCUGCGUACCUGAAGUUUUCUCCAGAAGGUCUGAGAGUGCCCCUCCAGACGCAGCAAUACCUAGUCGCAUGAGGUCAGGGCCCCAGUUUCAUGAAGAGCAGCUGCCAUCUUAAAUGUCAGAGGUGGAGUAUGUUGCGAGGGCAACUCAGAGCAAGAGGUGGCAUAAGUUGCUCAGAACAGUCCAGUGGCGACUGGGAAAACCCCCGCCGGUUAAAGGGGAGAAGGAUAGGAGCGCUGCUUCUCGGCGACUGGAAAUGGAGAGCGGGGAGAUCGUUCGCCUCUCCCCAACACCAUACCACAACAGGCCACUACAGAACUGCUCGGGAUGCCGGUGGAGUAAGGUCACGCGUAAUGAAUCUAUUUGUUUGGCCGGGAAUCCCCGACCCACGGAGCACACUUGACUGGUCAGAAUGUGUAACACACGUCUGCUCCGCUCCUGGGUCAACCUCCGCCCCCUUAAACUCUGCUUUAAAGCAAUGGAUGGACAAGUAACUGAACUAAAUGAAAGCUAAGUGGGAUCUAAGCAACAAUCCUAGCAUUAUAACCUCUCCAGUAAGCCCAGGACUCAAACUAAGCACACCCCACUGCAAAAGACAAGAUAAAAAUCUUGUGUGAUCUGCCAAACAGUGAACAGGAAACACAUUCUGAAGCUAAAAAUCUGUGCCCUCCUAUAACAUCAUCAAUUAUUUUGAGCUCUUGUAACUCCUUCUAGAUGUGACUAAUACAAUGUAAACUAAUGAAUAUUGCUGUUCCAUAAUUUUCUUAACACGCCUGCUUUAAAUCAAAAUACUAUUGUAGAAAGUACAUCAUGGAAACCACGGAUGAUCAAAAUCUCUAGCUUUAAUUAUUUUGUUUGCCAUUUUUCUUAAUAUGAUUUAUUUUCAUGUAUUGAUGGUGUUUUGCAGGAACACAUGGAUGGUAAAUUUGAUGCAAACAUGACAUUAUCCUACUUUUGUUAGACUCCCAUCCCAGACUGUUAAAAACUGUAAACUACCAUCUUUAUGUUAUACUUUACAUCACACUCGUUACAGGUUUGCUAUUGACCUAAGGCCUACUGGCUCCACUGACAUUGCUCUGCACCUGAAUCCACGUAUGAAGGAGAAAGUGUUUGUCAGGAACACCUACUUGUAUGAAAGCUGGGGAGAAGAAGAAAGGUGUCUCAGUGAAUUUCCUUUUCAGCAAGAAAUGUAUUUUGAAGUAAGUAGAAAGAAGACAGGAUUUUGGUAAAGCUGUACCUCCUAAUCUAAAUGCAGUUAUGUAUGUAGUAGCCCUUUUGUAUGAAUUCCUGCACUUCAUUGUUUAAAGGGACACUAUAGUCACCAGAACAACUACAGCUUAUUGAAUUUGUUCUGGUGAGUAGAAUCAUUCCCUUCAGGCUUUUUGCUGUAAACGCUGUCUUUUCAGAGAAAAUGCAGUGUUUACAUUACAGCCUAGUGAUAACUCCACUAGCCACUCCUUAGAUGUCUGUUAGAGAUCCUUCCUGGGUCAUGGCUGCCUAAAAUGCAUCCAAACAUUCAGUUUCUCCUCCCUCUACAUGCAGACACUGAACUUUCCUCAUAGAGAUUAAUUGAUUCAAUACAGCUCUAUGAGGAGAUGCUGAUUGGCCAGGGCUGUGUUUGAAUCAUGCUGGCUCUGUCCCUGAUCUACCUCUCUGUCAGUCUCAGCCAAUCCUAUGGGGAAGCAUUGUGAUUGGAUCAGGCUACCACUUCUGAUGAUGUCAGCAGGCAGUGGGCAGGUCUAAAGGAAACAGGAACAGAGCCAGCAGUAAGAUUUUACUAUAUUUUUGAGGCAUGAGUGGACCAGGGGGGCUAGAUGGUGGUUUUAACCCUAUAAGGUCAGGAAUACAUGUUUGUGUUCCAUACCCUAUAGUGCUCCUUUAAGGUACUACACAAGUAAUACUACAGGACCAUCACACCUUUGACACAGCAGGUUUUAUCAACUACAUUCCUGUGGUUGUAAUUCCAAGACUCCAUAACUAGUAUUUAUGUCACCAUAAAAUAUCCUGGCAGCUAGACAUUUCUUAUAAUGACAAGCCAGCCUUUAAAAAAAAUUAUAUAUACUAAACCACACUACCCUUAUGUAAUUUUGAGCAAUAGAUGUUUUAUUCUAUAUACCCACUCUACGAGGGUUGAUAUAAUAGUAACAAAAAAUAAAAAAGGAAAAGAAUCCACACACAAAUCCUGUGUUUAGUUUUUGCUUAUACAUUUCUCAGUUUUUUUUUUGUUUGUUUUUUAAUAUGCUGUAAAACAUUUGAAAAAAGCAAAGGCUACUAGAAUAAGUAUAACAGAUACAGGAUAGCAAUGUGGCUGACUAGAAACCAAGUAAUAACACAAGAUAUGAAUACAAAGAGCCAGCACCAAGCUCAAAAGGUGGUUGUGUAACUUGAAAAAAUUAAAAACUACCGUAAUAAUGACCUAAGUUUUGGUAUGCAGUAGGUGAAUGGAUUGGCUCCUCCUUUCCCCAGUCUGUGAGUAGGCCUCUUGUAGGCAGUUAAUUAACCCCCAGCAGGAGCCGCCGGACUCUGUCUGAUUCACAGCAAAAUUAACAACCGUGUGUUCCUCCCGGUUGCCGAGUAACUUCGGCUACUGAAAAUCCGCAACUGCGGACCACAAUUUGUUAAAUUAGCCUAUUAUAUAGAGUUUCCCAGCGGAGCUGUCAGGAUGUUCAGAGCUGCAGUCACGUUCCAUUCCCAUAUUUAGCUUUUCUCUAAUGUUAUACAAGCUAUCCUUUAACCCCUUAAGGACACAUGACAUGUCAUGAUUCCCUUUUAUUCUAGAAGUUUGGUCCUUAAGGGGUUAAGCCGACCUUUUUAUGCUGGUCUUUUUGAAAGAUUGUCCUACUUUUUAUUCCAAACAGGAUAAUGGUGAUUCACAUUGUUUAACCCCUUAAGGACACAUGACAUGUGUGACAUGUCAUGAUUCCCUUUUAUUCCAGAAGUUUGGUCCUUAAGGGGUUUAAGAGCCAAAGGGGAGUUGGACAUGUUGACCGGGGAGCUACUUUUACAUUAUCCUUACUUAGACAUCCUCUUAGUUUGUUAUCGAGAGCAAUGAUUGGCAUCUGUACAACAAAAAAGGUUAAGCAAACAUUAAUCUGUUACUAUCUAUGUCUUAUUUGUUUCUAGAUUAUCAUACGCUGUGAGGCUAACCAUUACAAGGUUGCUGUAAAUGGAAUACAUCAGCUGGAGUACAAACAUAGAUUCAAAGACCUAAAUAAGAUCAACUUGGUUUCAAUAGGUGGAGACAUCUUUCUUUUUGAUGUGCGUGUUUGGUAGGCCCUAAUAUAUAGAUAGAAACCUGCAAUUUGUCAUUUUUUCCGUUAUUAAUCACACUGCUAGUGAUACAGUAAUGGGAUAUAUUCCUAUGGAAAUGUAUAUCCAUAAUUAAGUAAUGUGAGCGGCCUUAAACUGUAAAAAACCAUCAUACACAAUUGACUGUUCCUUUAAAAGAUGCCAUAGGCAUAAUGACAAGUGCCAAAAGGUUACAUGGUUAUUUUUCUACGAUUUGACUAAUAAGUAAUUAACUCUGUAUACAUGUGAUACUACAUGUAUUUUCUAUUUGGUUCUUAAUGGCAAGCAACUUGUAAAUAUGAGCUAGAGCGUGAAUGUUGCCUCCUGGUGGUUCUUCUGUUUGACCAAUAGGUGGGGGACGUAGCUGGACUAAUCCCUGCCCUUCUCUUCCUCACUGACUUUUGGUAAGAGUAAAGUAUUGCCCACUUGUUGUAGUGCAUGAGAGGAGAUAACACUGCCAUGUACAAGAGGCAAUAAAACACCAGAAAUCAUACAAAAAGGGAAUUUUUUUCUUCUUCUUCAAUGAUUUGUUUGUUGUGUCUUGUUAGUGGUCUGAUUUAUGAUGUAUAUAGUUCUUUUGCUUAUUUGUAUAAAUUUAAUUUAAAAGAAGAAAGAAAGAGGGAAUGGUUUAUUGCUGGUUUGUACAGAGUGGAACAAAGACUGUUUUAAAGGGAGUUUAUAAUUUGAUAGGUUAAUACAUUUACUGAAAAUUUAUUAAAGGGACACUAUAGUCACCAAAACAACCUUAGGUCAGUGAAGCAGUUUUUAUGUAUAGAUCGUGCCACUGACGUCUCACUGCUCAAUUCACUGCUAUUUAGGAGUUAAAUCGCUUUUGUUUCUGUUUAUACAGCCCUGGCUAUACCUUACCUGGCUGUGACUCACACAUCCUGUAUGAGACCAAAAUGCUUUCACUUUCAAACAGAUGUUACCUAAAAGUUUUUUUAUCUCCUGCUCUCUAAAUUGAACUUUAAUCGUACACAGGAGGCUCCUGCAGGGUCUAGAAAGCUAUUUACAGGAAGUGUUUAGGAAGAAUGUGUAAGUCACAUGCAGGGUAGUGUGACUAUAGCUGCAUAAACAAAGUGUCUUAACUCUUAAAUGGCAGAGAUUUGAGCAAUAAGACCACAGGGGCAAGAUCUAUACACCAAAACUGCUUCAUUAAGCUAAAGUAGUUUUGGCGACUAUAGUGUCCCUUUAAAAAAUGAGACAUUAUGGAGUUUUUGAUAUUCUCUUCUAAUAGAUUUUACUUAAAAUGUGUAAAGUAUAAAAUAAAUAGCAGCUUUAUUAUAAAACCACUGAUGGGUGAAACUGGGUAUUAUUUAUUCAUUUCUUCCUUCAUUUGGUACCAUUAAACAUUCCCAGACUGCACAAUGAAUAAAAGGCAAACAGUAAAACAGCUGAUUGAAUGGGGAAUUUAUUUAAAUCAGAGAGAAAUCUAAUGCUUUUACUUACAAUUCACCCAGGUAGCUCUUGCAUUUUUAGGGGUGAAUAGACAGGACUGUAAGCUAGGGAUCGACCGAUUAUCGGUUUUACCGAUAUAAUCAGCCGAUAUUCAGUAUUUUCAGCAAUAUCAGCCAAUAUAGAUACCGAUAUUGCCGAUCAUACCUUCUAGGACUGCCAGGCUUAUUACAUGGCGGUUCUGGGGGCCGCAGGAAGCUGUUUCUUACCUUUCUCGCAGCUCCUCCAGCUCCCCAGUGCAAAUCUCGCGAGUCCCGCGGCGCGUUGCCACGGGUUACCAUGGCAAUGCUCCGCGCUGCACUAAGGGCCGCGAGAUUUACACUGGGGAGCUGGAGGAGCUGCAAGAAAGGUAAGAAACAGCUUCCUGCGGCCCCCCCCAGUACUUAACAAGCCACCGGACCACCAGGGAAUACUAUAUCCUCCCUCCCUGGUAAGAAGCAUUUAAAAAAUGCCCACCCUCCCCAUUUUACACAAAUUACUUCACUACACAAACACACACUGCAUUAUAUACACACACACAUUACACAAACACACACACACACUGCAUUAUAUACACACACUACACAAACACACAAUGCAUUAUACACACACACAAUGCAUUCACUUUACCCACACUACACACACUGCAUUCACUAUACACACUACAAACACACACUCUGCAUUCACUAUACACACUACACAAACAUACACACACUACACAAACUAUAUAUACAUUACACAAAUAUUCACUGUACACACUACACAAACACACUCUGCAUUCACUAUAUAUACACACUACACAAACACACUCUGCAUUCACUAUUAGUGAUGUCGCGACCCGUCCACGAACUUCUCGUGAACGGUUCGCCACGAACCGUUCGUGGUGAACUCCGGUCAGCUGACACAUCCCGGCCAAUCUCCAGCAGACCCUCCCUCCCAGACCCUGCUACUUCCUGGACAGCAUCCAUGUUGAAGGCAGUUUGCGGACGGUUUGCGACAUCUCUAUUCACUAUAUAUACACACUGCACAAACACACUCUGCAUUCACUAUAUAUACACACUACACAAACACUCACUGCAUUCACUAUAUACACACACUACACAAACACUCACUACACACUCACUACAUUCACUAUACAUACUACACAAACACACACUCUGCAUUCACUAUAUAUACACACUACACAAACACUCACUGCAUUCACUAUACACACUACACAAACACACUCUGCAUUCACUAUAUACACACACUACACAAAUACACACUGCAUCCACUACACACACACUACACAAACACACACUGCAUCCACUACACACACACUACACAAACACACACAGCUCCUCUGUCUAAACACACUCCACCCACUACAUGUGGCAUGUAUAUUUUGUGCAUUUACCUUUAGAAUUAGUUUAUUUUUUUCAAAAUGGUAAAUGUACAGAAUAUCGGCAAGUUACCGGCUAUCGGCCUGAAAGUUCACAGAUUAUCGGUAUCAGCUCUAAAAAAAUCAAUAUCGGUCAAUCCCUACAUUAACUGAGCUGAAACUUUAAUUUUAUUUAAACCAAUUUUGUUAACUACAUAUAUUGUCUUUAAAGAUGUAACUCAUGCUUAAGUGUUAAUGAAGACCUGCAGAGAUUUGAACUUUUAUAUUAUACUCUUGUUUGUGAACCUGUAUAUUUCAUUGUUCCCUACUGAUUACUUUACAGUAUUUUACUGUAGACACUAAUUCUUAUCUGCAAUAAAAAAGUCGAAAGGUGUCUUUGGUAGAUCUUCUUCAUAUUUUAACAGAUCUUUUCAUUUUAGCAUAUCUCUUAUGAAACUUUGAUUUGUGCAAGUGGUGCUCUAAAAAUGAAUGAUCAAUAUUGUAAAUAUGUAUUUAACCUCUUAGAGGUACAGCUUCACUUAUUUCACUUAAGAGCACAAGCAAUUUUUGCAAGGUUUAUGUUCAACUGCAAUUUCUGUAUUUCUCAUUUAUCGCACCAACAUAUAUUAUAUACCAUUUUAAAGGACAAAAUGGGCUUUAAUUUGAAGUGAC
Molecule: messenger RNA, 21741 nt
Organism: Pelobates cultripes (western spadefoot toad)
Lineage: Eukaryota; Metazoa; Chordata; Amphibia; Anura; Pelobatidae
Source: the annotation of a GenBank genome assembly